Messenger RNA from Glossina fuscipes, 1610 nucleotides. RefSeq lists its product as uncharacterized. The record is from RefSeq and is a predicted model, not a curated record. Gene Ontology annotation, molecular function: protein binding. The transcript has a single exon. The coding region runs from base 1 to 1518 and encodes 505 amino acids. NCBI's taxonomy places the organism in Eukaryota, Metazoa, Arthropoda, Insecta, Diptera, Glossinidae.
AUGCUCAAAAUUACUGGUCUAGAACAACACCAACAACAACCGAUGUCAUCAUCGGUUUGCGUGUUAAAGGUCACUUAUAAGCUACAGGAGGACAAGGACUUGCAUAUUUAUCUAAAAGCGAUUUCACCCACUUAUGAAUAUGUUAAAACGCAGAUAAAAGCGUAUUUCGUCGACCUCUAUCAACUACAACCCGGCAUACUCCGCAUAUAUUGGGUCGAUGAAGAAUGUGAUGAAAUUGAAAUUUUCAACCAACAUGAUUAUGAAAUAUUUAUGGUUACGUGUUCGGAACGUCGUCGUUUAUUUGUGGCUCCAAUAACAGCCGUUGACAAAGAUUUUAGUGAAGAAGCCGAUGAAAUGAAAGCAAGUGCGUCGGAAUUUUUCGACACUAAUCACGACAUUCGCGAAAAUGAUUUGCAUAACAAGCCGCGUGGUUUGAAUGAAGGGAAUGACAACUACAAACCAUGGGAUGAGGAGGAAGUGGCGAACAGUGUUCAGAAAGAAGCUGCUGUUGAUCUCAAUACAUCUUACGCUACACACUCAGCUUGUUCAAGCGAUGUUAUUGCAAACGAUGCUAUUCCGGAAACAAAUUUUGUAAAUGAUUUGCCCGAAAAGCCAUGUGGAUUAAAUGAAAAGAUUGACAACUACAAACCGUGGGAUGAGGAAAAGGCGGCAAACAGUGUUCAGGAAGAAGCUGCUAUUGACAACGAUGGAAGUUCGGAAAUUGAUUUUGUAAGUGAUUUGCAUGAAAAGCCAUGUGGUUUACACGGAAAGAAUGACAACUACAAACUAUGGGAGGAUGAGGAAAUGGCAAACAAUGUUCAGGAAGAAGCUGCUAUUGAUGAUGACAACGAUGGAAGUUUGGAAAUAGAUCUUGUAAAUGAUUUGCAUGAAAAGCCGUGUGGAUUAUAUGAAAAGAAUGACAGUGACACAUCAUGGGAUGACGGGGACAGUCUUCAGGAGGAAGCUGCUGUUAAUCUCAAUACAUCUUGUGCUACACACUUAGCCCAUGAUGAUGAGAACGACGCAUGUUCGGAAAUAGAUUUUGUAAAUGAUGUGCAUGAAAAGCCGUGUGGAUUAUAUGAAAAGAAUGACAAUUACACGCCAUGGGAUGACGAGGAAGUUGCAAACGAUGUUCGGGGAAAUGAUGUUGAUGCCAGCAGUGAUAAUGAAGACAAAAACAUCUGGGAUUCGUUUGUAAAAGUCGAGUCAACAAUUCCAGCUGAAGGGUGUUCUAAUGGUAAAAAUGCGGAUAUCGUUAUUGUGGAGGAUGUUGCAGCUUCAGACUCUGCAGAAGUCACCAACGAACGGACAAUGUCAGGAAUCUCCGCCGAAGGUGUUGCUUCGUCCGGUAACAACGUAAUUGAAGCACCCAUUGAGAUCGUUUAUCACGCUGACGAAUUCAUCAAUAGUGGCGUUAAAGUUUUGUUGAAUAUGGGUUUUAGUAAUGAAUUUAAUCGCUUGGUACAGGUUUUACUAAGCGUUGAGGGGAUUAUACCCGCAGCUUUAGACUUGUUGUAAAUUUGUUCAGGGAAAAGCUGAACAUUUUGUGUUUACAAAUAGUUUUGAUUACGCAUUAAUGCGUAUCCCCUUUUCUAUUUCAUUUUCUUUCU